GGGGGGCAGCGGGGUCCGGGGCUCCCCUCGCCCCCCGGCCCCGGAUGACGGGCGGCCGGUUCGACUUCGAGGAUGGCGGCACGUACUGCGGAGGGUGGGAGCAGGGCAAGGCUCACGGGCACGGCGUGUGCACGGGGCCCAAGGGCCAGGGCGAGUACGCGGGGUCGUGGUCGCACGGCUUCGAGGUGGCCGGGGGCUACACCUGGCCCAGCGGCAACACCUACCGGGGCUACUGGGCCCAGGGCAAGCGCCACGGGCUCGGCGUGGAGGCCAAGGGCAAGUGGCUCUACCGGGGCGAGUGGUCCCACGGCUUCAAGGGCCGCUACGGGGUCCGCCAGAGCCUGGCCACCCCGGCCCGUUACGAGGGCACCUGGACCGACGGCCUGCAGGACGGCUACGGCGUGGAGACCUACGGGGACGGAGGUACCUACCAGGGCCAGUGGAGCGGGGGCGUCCGACACGGAUUCGGCCUGCGUCAGAGCGCUCCUUACGGGCUGGCGACGGUGAUCCGUUGGCCGCUGCGCACCUCGCUGGCCUCGCUGCGCAGCGAGCAGAGCGACGGCGGCCUCCCGCCCGACAGCCCGGCGGGCACGCGGGGCGGCUUCGUCCUCGGCCGGCCGGCGGGCGAGGGCGAGGGCCCCGGGGGCCGGCGGCGGGCCGGCGGCGGGGGGCCGUGGCGGCGGGGCUCGCUGCCCGGCGGACCGGCCUGGCGGCCGGGCCGCUCGGAGUCGCGCUCGUCCCUGUCCAGCAAGCGCAGCUCGGUGCGCAGCGAGGCCACGGCGGCCAGCCGCCUCAGCUCCAGCGACGCCGCCUCGUCGGCCCCCAGCCUGGGCGACGCCGACUGCGACUCGUGCGGCCCGGCCGAGGAGCGCGUGGACGCCACGACGACGGAGACCUACGCCGGCGAGUGGCGGGGCGACAAGCGCAGCGGCUUCGGCGUGAGCGAGCGGUCGGACGGCGUGCGCUACGCCGGCGAGUGGCGGGAGAACCGGCGCCACGGCUACGGCUGCACGGUGCUGGCCGACGGCUCGCUCCACGAGGGCAAGUAUAAGAACAACGUGCUGGUGCGAGGGGUCCGCCGCCGCCUCCUCCUGCCCCUCCGCGGCCCCGGCAAGACGCGCCAGAAGGUGGACCGCGCCGUGGAGAGCGCCCAGCAGGCCGCCGCCGUGGCCAGGACCAAGGUGGAGAUAGCCACCUCCAGGACCGCCCACGCCAGGGCCAAGGCCGACGCCGCCGACCAGGCCGCCCAGGCCGCCCACCAGGAGUGCAGCAUCGCCCGGGCCGUAGCCAGGGAGCUGGCCCCCAACUUCUACCAACCAGGCCCCGAUUACAUCAAACAGAGGUUCCAGGAGGAGGUGGGCGGCCCCGAGGAGAAGGCCGAGGACAAGGCCCCCGAAAAGCCCGCCUCUCCCAAGGAGUCCCCCCACUUCUACCGGAAAGGCACGACCCCCCCGAGCUCGCCGCAGCCCAGCCCCAAGCGCGCCCGCUCGCCCCGGCCCCCGUCGCCCAAGCCCCCCGCCGCCAAGAGGCCCAACCCCAGCCCCGGCCCGGCCCCCAAGCCCCCUCCGCCGCCCGCCCCCGGCCCGGCCUCCAGGUCCGCCGCCCGCCACAAUCCCUCCGGCCCGGGCGACGGCGAGCUGCACGCCCAGUACCACGGCUACUACGUCAAGGUCGGCGCCCCGCGGCACCCGCCGGAGGACGACGACGGCGCCGCCGACCCCCAGCCCGCGGCCCCCGGCCCGCCGCGCCGGCCCCCCCGGGCCGGGCCCGCGCCCCCCCCCCCCGCCCGGGAAGGCCGGCCCGAGCCCCGGCCCAAGGCGUCCGAGCUGACGGCGUCCAAGAGUCCGGCCCGCAACGGCUCGCCCCCCGUGGACGGGGAGGACAACUCGGGCCCCAACUCCGUGGUCAUCGUCCUGGUCAUGCUGCUCAACGUCGGGGUGGCCAUCCUCAUCGUUCAUUUCCUCACCUGACCGGGCCUCGGGCAGUUCUCCGCACGUCCCCGCGGCCCGAGACGGGAGGGCCGUGGCCCGAGAGAGCCUGAGGACGCCGGCCGGAGGGACCCGCCGGGCCCGCCCGGCACCGAGCCGCCCGCCCGAGGUCCCGCCGAGACCAGACCGGGUGCCCGGGUCGCGCCGGACGGCCGGAGCUCGCGCCCGCCGGCGCCCGCCUGCUCCUUUUGCCGCCCGCCUGCCUGUGCAUGGUUCUGUCUGUUCGCCGGGGAGGGGCCGGGGUGGGCGAAGUCCUGGGGGGAAGGGGGGUGGCGACGUCCGAGGCGGAGAAGGGAUUUUCGAUCGACCGCUCCGAGGCCCGAGCCGGGCCGGGGGGGACGGCGGGGUCCCCUCCGUCCCCCUGAAGCCAAGCGGGCCCCGGGGGUCCCAACGCGGGGCGGGGCCGGCGACCGGCUCGAACGGGCGUCCCGGAGGCCGAGGGAGCCGCCGAUGACCGUGACCGCUCGCCGGGCCCGGCUCCCGGGCGGGACGGACCUCCGUCGGCCAGAGAGGGUCACCUCGCCCGGCUUCGGGAUCCCACCCUGCCUCCUCCGCGGGCCUCGGGUUUUCUCUCUCUCCUUUAAAAGCCUCAGAUAUUCUUCUGGGGGCGGCGGAUCCCUCGGGGCCGAGAUGGGGCUUCCUCGGGGUGGGGGAGGCGACCUCGCCUCCUGGGUCUCCCGGGGGACCGGCCCGGGCACGCAGGCCCGGGGUGUCCCACCAGCGGAGGCGGGGUGAGCGUUCGAAAAGACCGAGAGAAGCCGGGGGAAGGAUCUGGGGGCGUUUUUCCACGUGCUGCAUGUGAUUUAACGGAGAUUUCUCCUUGCGACCGCUUUUCGAUCUCACGGGAGCGGAGACCGGCCUAGGGCUCCGACCCGACGCUUCGGAACCACGAGCCGCCCCCGGGGCAGCGGUGGCGUGGUAGGGUGUUUUUGUUGGGUUUUGGGUUCUUUUCUUUUCCGCAGAGAUUCACGGUACGUCGAGGGUCCCGGGGGUGGCCGAGACGCGGCGCGGGAGCGAGCCGAGACGACCCGUCUCGGAUUUUUAUUUAUUUCUUGUUUUUUAAUCGCGCUUUUGACUUCUCUCCAGUUAGGCGGGGGCGUUUUCAAACCCGAGCCGUUUCGAAUCUCCCGGCGUCCGACAGGCCGCCCCCCCCGGUCCCCUCCGGCCCCUUGGAAAAGCCGAUUUUGUUGGGUGUGCGUGUGGUUUUUUUUUUGUUUUUUUUUUUCCUAAUGGAAAUAAUUCUCCCGAGACGGGUGUUUAAAAUGCUCGGAGGGGUCCGGACCGCCUACGACUCCCGCCAAACGUUUUUAAACCGGAGAGGGCGGGACCGUCCAUUUAUAAAUAUACGUCCGAUUUAUAAGCUUUUUUAGAAACGAGGCUCAGAGGCGCAGAUGUGGGUAUUUUUCUAAGCCGCGCUCAGCUGUAUUUUCCACGAAAGGCUAUUUAUAACGGGUCGUUCUACUGUACACUACCUUUCGGACGGCACACGGAACUGUGUCUGGCGAACGUUUCUUGCCGUGAGAGACCUUUUUACCGACAGGUCAUCCUCUUAUUUAUAACCCCCGCCUCCCCGGCGCGCGUCCCGUACGGUUCCCCCCGCUGUUUCUGCUCCGAUUAAAACGACGUUGGUUCUUGCA
Molecule: messenger RNA, 3625 nt
Organism: Ornithorhynchus anatinus (platypus)
Lineage: Eukaryota; Metazoa; Chordata; Mammalia; Monotremata; Ornithorhynchidae
Gene: JPH1
Product: junctophilin 1
Exons: 6
Coding region: 45-1970 (641 amino acids)
Cellular component (GO): junctional membrane complex; endoplasmic reticulum membrane; sarcoplasmic reticulum
Source: RefSeq, a predicted model, not a curated record